AUGGCAACUACCCCACUCGACUCAGCCCUCACCGCCUCAACCAUCUCCGACUCCGACAAGGCCUGGCACCUCCUCGCCCUCCUCUUAUCUCUCGGCCGCCGGACCCGCCCCUUCGAGCUCGCCGCUCGAUGCACGGCGUUCCCCGCAACCGCUCAUUUGGUCCAACGCCUUUGCUCCGUCGCUAAUUCGCCAAUCUCCUUGUCCGAAGAUCUCCACGUCACGCCGUCUCUGUUCGCCGUAACCGCUCUGGCGGAGUCCGUCUCUAGUUCCUGCGGCGACGGCGCACUGAGAACGAACUUAGGGAAGAGAAAACGCCUCGUUUUGGAUUGCGGAUUUGUGACCUCGGCUAAACGGAGAUUGAUUGUGGAUUUUGAAAACGUAAAUGACGAUAAUGGAGCGCGGAAAUCAGUCAUAUGUAUUCCUCCGAAGAUACAUUUUCAUAUGACUGACUAUCUCAGCAGAAGAAUAAGUAUGCUACCAAGUAAUGUGGCUGUGGGGUUGGAUAAAUCGAUCUUCAGUUCUCCAUUAUUUAUUGAAGAUAGUGCUGGGCCAUCUAGUUGUGGAGUGAAGAACAUUGGGAAUGUAGAAGAUCAAAUGGAGACCGAUAUAACUCUGCAAAGGAAUGUUAAUAAAACAGUUAUGGCCUGUGUAGAUGAUUUAGAGCCAACUGUUCCAACAGUGUCAGAAGAUUUAGUACUUUAUGAGAUAGAUAGCUUGGCCAAAUCUUACCUAGAGAAAAGUAAAAAAACCAUUACGUCACCAGUGCUGGAUGAGAAUGGUAGUGUUAAUUGCAAAGUUGCAAAUUGUUCGGUCCUUGAAGAUGAAAGAGUUGUGGGAGAUUCGGAGGAAGAAUUGUUAGUAGAUCCACACAACCCUAAUGGAGAAGCAGAAAGUCUAUAUCAGCCAUACACUGCUGUUUCUGAUAAGCUGCCUGGAACUGAAAUCAGAAAAUCGAAUAAGGAGGAUUUCGAAGUUACAAAACAUGUUAGUAAAAGUCUAAUGACAAGAAAUGAGGCCCAGAACACAUGUCCAGCCAAGGAAUUCUAUGUUCCUCAAAAGCAGUUGCUGAAGUCCUCUGCAACAAUUAAGGUCAUUCACACGGAUAAGAUCUCUUCAAGACUGCAAUCUCUAUACGGCUGUAAUUUAGAGCAGGAUCAGGCCGUUGCCACUUCCAAAGUGAGCCUUCACCAUAAAUUGGAUCAGAAGACAAAUAGCAUGGAUCAACCAGAGAAAAAAGAAUUUCCAAAUUUUGAUUCUUAUAUGGUAGAAGAAGAAGAAGGUUCAGGUGGUUAUGGUACUGUUUACAGGGCGAGGAGUAAGAAUGACAGGACAAGGGUUGCCAUUAAGUGUCCACAUGCUAAUGCUCAUAAGAGCCAUGUUAACAACGAGUUGAGAAUGCUGGAAAGGUUUGGGGGAAGAAAUUUUGUGAUCAAAUAUGAAGGCUGUAUCAAGAAUGGGAAUUCAAGUUGCUUUGUAUUACAGCAUGUUGAGCAUGAUAGACCAGAGGUUUUAAAGAGAGAGAUAGAUGUCCGUGAGCUCCGGUGGUAUGGAUAUUGCUUGUUUAGAGCACUUGCUAGCCUUCAUAAGCAGGGAAUAGUACAUAGAGAUAUUAAACCCGGCAAUUUCCUUUUCUCUCGUAAGGCCAACAAGGGCUACCUAAUUGAUUUCAAUCUAUCCAUGGACUUGCAUCAGAAGUAUGGAAAUAUUAGUAAGUCAAGAGGGGGAUUUGAUGUAAACAGUGAUGAGAAGCUUAUGACUGCAAAAAGUAUACCUCCAAUCACACUUAGGAAGUUGCCAAGUGGUAAAUCUUUACUAACAGCCAAUGGAGAGACCUCAAAAGGUUUGAAAUCCACUUUUGAUAUGAAGGAUCUAAAGAAAAUGGCUUUCAGCCAAAUGAAGGUAAAUAAAGAUUCGGGUAGUAGAAAGGUAAUCAAAAGUCAGGGUGCAGAUGGCUCAGGCAUAACGUCAGUAAAGGAUGUUACAAGCACCAGGACUCUGUCGGCUGAAAGGAUGAGAGAACCUUUGCCAUGCCAAGGAAGGAAAGAAUUGAUCAAUCUAGUACAGGAAGCAAGGGAAAGUACAAAUAAUGAGGCGUCAAGUAUUUCAGCUCUUAUGAGAAAGAGGGUUCCUGCCCCUCCCGUAAAUGUCGAUGGCAAGUUUUUCCAUGUCACUCCAAUGCCUAUGCACUCAACUUCCAAUGGUUUUGGUGGUCCAUGCUUGAUAAGAAGCAGAGAAGGCCCUUGCGCUGGGACUAAAGGCUUCAGGGCUCCAGAGGUUCUCUUAAGAUCUCCUCAUCAGGGCCCCAAAGUUGAUAUCUGGUCUGCCGGAGUCACGUUACUAUACUUGUUGAUUGGCAGAACACCUUUCCUUGGCGAACCUGAACUGAACAUCAAGGAUAUUGCAAAGCUGAGAGGCAGUGAAGACUUAUGGGAAGUCGCCAAGCUACACGACCGCGAAUCCUCAUUUCCAGCGGAGCUCUACAGUACAGAUUGUUUGCCCUCUAUUAAAGUAAAGGAUUGGUGCAGAAAGAAUACAAGGAGACCAGACUUCUUUGAGGAAAUCCCAAGACCACUUUUCGAUCUUGUGGAUAAAUGCUUAAUGGUGAAUCCUAGGGUUAGAAUAAGUGCAGAGGAAGCGCUUAAACAUGAGUUUUUCGCUCCAUGCCAUGAAGAACUGAGAAAGCACAAGCUUCAGAGGUUGGUAUCAUAG
This is a messenger RNA of Fragaria vesca subsp. vesca, 2709 nucleotides long. RefSeq lists its product as uncharacterized. The transcript has 15 exons. The record is from RefSeq and is a predicted model, not a curated record. Gene Ontology annotation, cellular component: nucleus. Lineage: Eukaryota; Viridiplantae; Streptophyta; Magnoliopsida; Rosales; Rosaceae. Gene Ontology annotation, biological process: mitotic DNA damage checkpoint signaling; protein phosphorylation. The coding region runs from base 1 to 2709 and encodes 902 amino acids. Gene Ontology annotation, molecular function: ATP binding; protein serine/threonine kinase activity.